Molecule: messenger RNA, 2695 nt
Organism: Phlebotomus papatasi
Lineage: Eukaryota; Metazoa; Arthropoda; Insecta; Diptera; Psychodidae
Exons: 5
Coding region: 323-2014 (563 amino acids)
Source: RefSeq, a predicted model, not a curated record
UUUAACCAUGAUCACAGCGAUCAGCAGUUGUUUGUUGUCUGCUGAGCAGUUCGGAUAUCUUUUGCGCUUCAUUUGUGACAGUGCUUCCGCUUUCACCUCUGCCAAAACUCUUCAGGUGGUCGAUUAUCGCCGUGAUUAACCAUUUAACACAUUAUAAAAUAGUUUUUUUGUAAAUCACCAUAAAUUGGUGCUCGCGUGACACGAUAAAAUAUGUGCGAUACACAUCUUCGAUAGCAGAGAAGUCGUGCCUCCUCUUCAAUCUUUUCUUCUUGCUUUCCUGCUAUUUUCCAAGGGUGUUGGAACUAGUUAAAUAAUCUCUAGAAUGACCAAAAUGUGGAGGAUUACUGGCCUGAUUUUGUGUCUUGUGAUGCCUUCGAAAGGAGUGCCGCCUAAAUUGGUCGACAUCGAUAUUUGGGGCGAUUCAACGAGCAACAGUGUUCAUAAUGAAGCUGUUGAAAAAAUCUCGAGUAUAUCGAGCAACGUGACAAAGUCAGGCAGUCGGACGUCGAAAGUGCUCGGUUUCUUUGCUGCUCCCGUCAACGAUGAGUGCCUCUCAGGUGAUGGUCGUCGGUCUGGAAUCUGCCUCAAUGUCUACGAGUGCCGCCUCCAAGGUGGGACGUCCAACGGCGAAUGUGCUUUGGGUUUUGGCGUCUGCUGUGUCUUUAUCGCCACUUGUGAUCAGGAGAUAUCCAACAAUAUUACUUACAUAGUUUCACCAAGUUUCCCGGGUGUCUUAUCGCGCGAUGUGAAAAGUUGCAAACUGAAGAUAAAGAUGAUUGACGAGGACAUCAGUCAGCUGAGAUUUGACUUUAUUCACUUCCAACUGGGACAGCCUAAUCGAUGGACGGGUAUCUGUGAGGGGGAUCUAUUCAGUGUUACCGGUGGUGUAGCCAGUCAGGGUGACUUCAAAAUAUGUGGUCAGAACAGUGGCCAACACAUUUAUUAUGAUGUGGAAUCCUCCUUGGCCAGACCACCUACAGGACGUCAAAGUUCAGAAUCCACCCCAAUCUCUAGGACUGUGGAGAUACUCAUGAACUUUACUGAAUCCGCUUUCUUGCCUCGACUCUGGGAGAUACGUGUAGCUCAGAUUCCUUUCAGCCAGAGAGCUCCAGCAGGUUGCCUCCAGUAUUUUACUGGUAGUGAGGGUCUUAUCCAAACAUUCAACUAUGCUGAGAAUGGUCGUCAUUUGGCGAAUCAGAACUACCGAGCUUGCAUCAGGCAGGAAAUAGGGAUGUGCUCAAUUGCUUAUGAGCCGUGUAAUCCCUUUUCUUUUCGAAUUGGGCAGCAACAGCAGAUGUACUAUCCAGGGUAUCCAUAUGGAGGUUUUCCUGGGGCUGUCGGAGGAGGUCCUGGAGGGAUACCCGGUGGAGUUGGCGGGGUACCAAGUACAUACGCAUCUCCAGGUGGAGUACCUGCUGGUACGGUGAAUAGUGGUCCUCCAGGGAGUGGAGGACCACUAUCAGAUUCCGUGGUGACAGAUGCUGCGACAAAUGGGGCGGAUGCGACAAAUGACGCUGGGUCGGAAGCUGGAGGAGAAGGUGGCGGUGAUGGACUUCCGGACGAUGGGGCAGCAGCACCUCCGGAAGCCGUAAGUGAUGACGCAUCGGAUGGUGUGGCAAAUGACGAAGUGGAUGAAAAUGUGGCAGAUGAUGCGACCGAUGAUGCAGAAGGAUCAGGAGGUGGAGGAUUUUUCAGUUCACUCUCAUCCCUCUUCUCUUUCAGAACCUGGAGAUUUCCACGAGGACGAAGUGGACGCCAAUACUUUCCAUUUUGUUCAGACAGAAUGACCCUUCCUUGCAUCGUGGAGGAUUUUAUUGGGGCCAAUGAUGUGUCCAUGUGCCGUCCAGUGCACUGUGGCAGCAGCUUGUGCCCUCCGGGACAGACGCCUUGUCGCUUGGAGACAUCAGUGACGCCCUUUGGAAUUGGAUUUCACUUUGGUGAUGGUAUUAACAAAGGGAGCCCCGAGGAAAACAUUGGUGCUUGUCUGAGAUGGACACAAAUGCCAUGUUUGUAAAGAAAAAAUGACAAGUCUGUCGCUUUUUUUUUCUUAACAAUCUUGAAAUUUAUUGUAUAACUUUAAUUUCUUUCACUCUCAAAUAAUUCUCUUUUCAUAGUUCACAACUCAUCUUAAAUGGAAACAAUGGUUGAUUUUCUUUUUCGCUAUCUCUCAUUUUUUUCUGUGAUACAGUUCUUUAUUAUUUUGUGACUCUGUAAAUUUUAUAAAUUUUCCCUUUUCUUACAUUCUCUGUCACACAUUUUGUAUGUUUAAAGAAGUCAUGAUAUUUACUUUUUUAUCACUCUCCCUUGGAUUUUCUUUUUCUUAAAAUCUUAAUGUAAGAAAAUGAUUAUGAGUGUCUUUCUAGAAAUGUAUAACUUUUGUUAUUAGUUUUACUUCUUAUGUAAUUAUCCUUGUUUGUUUUCAUUUGAUUCAAUAGCUUUAUGUUUAUUUAAUUUUAUUCUUUCAUCUUCAUUUUUCUUUUAGAGAAAUGUGUAAAAUGAUAAAUGUGUGUCGCACUGGUGAGAAUGAUUUUAUUAAAUGUGUUGUGUUGAUUGUGUGUGAGAAGCUAUUACAUUUAAUAUUUCUUUUAUUAAUUCUUUUUCCUAAAUAUUUAUAUUUAAUGUUUAUGAUAGUUUAUUUAAGAUAAAUUGUAAUUUUUCAAUUUAUUAUAUUUAAAUUAAUAUCUCUGAUGGCCGA